Messenger RNA from Aaosphaeria arxii CBS 175.79, 5747 nucleotides. RefSeq lists its product as uncharacterized. The record is from RefSeq and is a predicted model, not a curated record. The transcript has 3 exons. Gene Ontology annotation, cellular component: nucleus. Gene Ontology annotation, molecular function: RNA binding. Lineage: Eukaryota; Fungi; Ascomycota; Dothideomycetes; Pleosporales. The coding region runs from base 138 to 5513 and encodes 1791 amino acids. Gene Ontology annotation, biological process: telomere maintenance.
AAAUGCUCGUGGCGAUCUUCAUACCCCUACCACUUGCUGCUCCCUUGCUAUCACUCACCUGCAAUGCGAGUUCGUUCUCUCACUUAACCACCUCACGUUUUUGUUCUGUUCUUUUGUAGUUUCUUUCAAGCAUAGCCAUGGUGUUUUCCAAGUUUGAGUCCCUUUCUGUUCGCCCACCAACUCCCCCGAAAGAUAUCAACGAAGCUAUCAACCUCGACCAAGACAUUCAAGAGACUCUGGAAUUCUUGAACGACCCUUUCGCAUCCUCAAAGCCUUCCACCAAGGACUUACUCUCGAAACCAAUCCUGAGCACUCCAGAGCAAUCCCCCUCCUCAGACAUCGACGACCCAUCCUCCACCGGUAGCCGGACGAAGAAAGUCAACUUCGAGAUCCCGUCAUGUAACGCGCCUUCCUCCAGCUUGAAAGCUCACCCGUGGACUCCACUUCGUAGCUCACCUUUACGACCCCUCCCUCAGACGCGCGUAACGAGGCCGCUGAAAUCCAUCCUCAAGCCGAGCGACCAGAUCUCCACACCCCCUCCUAUCCACGACAGCACCGCCGCUCACAAGCACCAAUCUCUCGCCGAGAUGUUGGAAUCGAUAGUGAAAUCGCUCGCGCAAGGAUCGAGAGCUUCCAAGCUCGAUGCGUACAUCACAUUGUUGAAGACCAUGGCGGCAUAUGAUAAGAUCCCAGACAUACAGGCAAUGAUCGACAAGAUGCCCCUUCUUUGCGACUACAUAGAAAGAGAUAUGCAAGCCGUUGGUAUAAGUGGUUCGGGCUCGGAUUCACAGCUCAUCGGACAAGCAAUCAAACUGCUUAUGGCACUGGUCAGGAUACCGGAAUUGAGGACGGCAAUGACCGAUGAUUUCGGCUCACGGGUCGUUGACCGUAUCAUAAAGGUGGCCGAGGAUGCCAACAUGCCAAAGGCCAUAAUAAACGUGCACCUCGCCCUUCUCAUGCAGCAGAAUUUCCGGCCUAAGACGAUGACCAUCACCCGGACAGAGAGGAUCCUCGAUAUUCUGGACUCAAUACACGAUCGAGUGACUGGGUACUCGGUACAGGCCUACCGUAUACGGAUAUACCGUAAAAUCAUCCAGCAAAGGCCGGAAGUAAUGAUCAAACACACGGAAAGGUGGUUGAAGCAUGUGAUAAAAGCCAUGCUCGCCAACCAGAAGGACAUCCAUCAAAGCGCCUUGGACAUGGCCAUCACCGCUGUACGGACCAUUGGACAUGAGCGCACAGUGACCAAGUCUGUUCUCGCCAUCAUGAAUCGCAUCAAAAGUGAUGGAAACACUUUUGGAGCACUCCUUGCCCAGCAAUUGGAGACCAUGCUGAACACCGAGUCCGCGGCGCUAGUCCCUCAAAUAUGGGGUGUUUUGACAGCAUUUCUGCGGGAUUCGCUUCAAGAAAACAGUUUCGCGGCAAUCGGCAAGUGGUUGAAGGUGCUCGAGAAAUUCUUUUGCUCCGAAAAUGAGUCCGUGAAAGCGCAUUCCAACGUAGCAGCCAACUUUCUGGUUUAUGCGGUUAACAUCACACAUACCACGACUGUUAUCUGGUCAAAGAUGUUCUUCAACAUUUCACAGCAUCGACUGAAACAACCCGGACAAAGCCGAAAAUCGGAAACCGAUACUGCUACGUCUGGCUAUCUUACUUUGCUCUAUUAUGCCCUUCGCCCUACUGCGUCCCAUGCCCAACUGGAUCGAUACUGGACAGAAUACGUCGCGGACUUCUGGAGGCCGCUUAUACAAUCAUCACCGAAGCAUGCCAUCGCUGCCUGUCGACUCGUUUCUGCACUGUUCAACGGGUCCCGGAAACCUUGGAAUGAACAGCGAGCAUUGGAGCUGAAGCCACAACUAUUGAUUCAACGUGAAGAGCUCCCGUUGUUAGAUCCAAAGUGGGUGCGAAAGUCUUUGUCUACGAUCCUCGAGUUCAUUCAAAUCCUGCUAGACGCAACCCCCUGGCAAGCGGACGUUGGAGGGGAUGAGCCUGUGAAGACGAUGUGGAUCAGUCUCCUGAAUUCCCUGGUCGAGGCAGGUAGCAAAGAGAUCAUGGCAACGGCCGAGACAAGGGAUGCUGUGGCUCACAUUGUUAACAUGCUGCGUCGGAUGUGGGAUAAGCAUACCGCUGAACUUGCCCUUCCGCAACAAAAGGAGAACAGCUGGGCAGGCAAGUUCUGUUUUCUGCUCGAAACUGUUGUUGAAAAGCUUGGAGCUAUGCAGUUCUCGGAUAAAUGUCUAACAAGAAAUGGUCAUGACGAGUUCGAGGUAGCAUCUACGCCAUCCCAUCGGUCUCGACAGAACGGACAGCGUAUCUCGCCACUUCUAUAUUUCGUCGACCUCUUAGUGAGCAGAUCUGAGGGCCGACUGUCUGAUGCCGUACGCCUUCGCAUUAUCCAAAUCGCACUCGAUCCUUGCUAUCAUGCACAGAAUACUCGAUUCGGCAAGCUGGAGCUUCUGCGAGACUGCUCCGCAUCAGCUGGUACCACCUCGAAAAAUGCCGUCACAUCUACUUUCUGGGGGCAGAUCGCGUCUAUGACAAGAGCCUGUAUUCAAGAACACCCAUCUGAUUCCAAUGAGCGCCAGUCGAGACAACUAGGGAAAGAGUAUGAGAUGGUAGUGGAAAUUCUGGCGCUAGGUCAUGCACACCUUUUUGAUGCUCAAUUGGGCCGAGAGCUUCUCAGCACGUUUGUGGAGACUGUCCGCCGAGAGGCUGGCGACGGUGCCGUCGUUCUAGCAGUCGUGGAAAAGGUCUCCGAAAACGUGCUAUUGAAGAUCAGUCCGGAAGAUCGUCGCUCUUGUCUACCCUAUGCCUCAAUACUCUUGAACAACCUACCGAAGAAUACCAUUCGCCGUGUACUUGACCAAGGACGACAGAAUUUGUAUCCGUCUUCGCCUGCUCCCACACGAUCCCAGGAAUUCGACCCCUACAACCAUUUCUACACCGCCAUCAAUUCAAUCAUUUCAGCCGCCUACCAGAAUCUGGAUCUCAAAGACACGGAGACCACAAAGGAGUUCAUCACGGCUCUGAUGACAUCGAUUCAGCAAAGUCCCAGUUUCUUGAUCGCGGUCUACCUGCGCAAGAUUCAGCAAACCCUCAAGCUUUGGAUUGAAGAUCCCGAACGUAAACUACAGAGCAAAAAGCAAUCGGCGAAGGUGCUACAUAACGAGAUCCUCAAGCUCUGGCAGACUGUCUGCGACACCAUCAAGAAGCUUCCUCGCAAGGACAGUAGUAUCCUAGUAACACUUGAACCCUUGAUCAGCGCUGGAUUCCUGAGUCGACGGCGCAGCAUUGUCAACAUCUCCAUUGAGACCUGGAACGAUACGUUUGGAAAGGAGGAAAACCUUCGUUAUCCAUCUCGGCUUGAGGGGGCAUUGAGACGGUUGCAUCGUACAGUGGACUUGGUUUUGCCUUCUCUAGAUGUCGACAAGACAGAUGAAGGCAGCCAAGCCUCAUUCUACGAGUCGGAGGACGAGGAAGCUACGACUCCACAUUUACCAUCGAAAGCUCACAUCAAAGACUCGGCCCACCGCGUGCGCAAGUCCGGUAGAAAGUCUCGAUCUAAAUCGAAAUCGCGCUCCCCUGCGGUCCCUCCUAGCGAUGAACAUAAAUCCCGACGGACGCCAAAGGUUCGCCUGCGCCAUGAGAAUUCCCAAAUCACGUUUGAGCCGAUUGUGUCGUCACCUUCCAAUCCUUUCCAGCAGGAGUCUCAAUUGUUGACCGACCGACAGAAAGAGAUGAUUGCUCGACAACGAGCCACUGGCAAUCUCUUCUCGGACAUUGGUGUUGUACCAAGCUCCCAAUCGGAAGUGCAAACGUCAAGCCAGCCUUCUGAAGGUUUGUUCUCGGAUGCUUUAACCUCUGAAGAUCUGCCAGAAGACGGAUUCCGCACACCUGUAGCUGCUCUGGCUGCCAUGGGCCCUAUGGAUGCGUACCUAGGCUCUUCACCGACUCCCCAUGCCCGCAAUCGACAUUCUCAGGUUCGCAGUGACACAACCAGUGUGGCCACUCCAACAGCAUCAAGGACUAUGCACGUUGCAGACAGCUUAGCUGAGCUUGGUUCAUCUCCACCUCAAUUUGAACGAGAUAAUGGCGUCAAUAGCUAUGCAUCGAACAAUGACGAUGUGGCAACCGAACUCGCAACGGACAGUUUUGAACAAGCUCAGAAGAAAAAGCCGUCAUCGUCUUUUGAAGAAGGGACUACCAUCGAAGACGAUGUUGAUCUGCCGGCUAAUGCUAUGGAAGCACAGGCAGAGCUCGUUGAUGACGCACCGCCUGAAUCGACAUUUGAGGAUGACAACAUUGAGAUAGCAAGCUCGACAAGCUCAACUAUGGAAUUGCAACUAAAUGCCCAGUUGAAUGAAGAGAUCAAAGCUCACACAAGUUUCAGCACUAGAGGAUCUGCCCCUGAAGACACCCAAGAAGACCCAAGCCUCUAUGCAGACGCACGUUCUCAAAAACAAAUCCCAGGGAAAGGCAAACGGACGCGCAAGAACAAAGGAACAAACGCUUCCUCCCAAGACCAAUCAAGCAUGAGCGUCAUAGAAAAUUUAUCUACAGAAACACGCGACAAGAGGUCUACACCAAAGCACAACUCUCAGGUUCAAACGAUCCGCCGCUCUUCGCGACAUUCCAACACUCCUAGUCCUUCCAAGACUCCCAAUAGCAAGAAGCGCAAGCAAUCUCCCAUGGAAACCACACCGGCAAGAAAUAAGAGCCGACGGACCAGAAAGCAAGAAUCUGCUAUGAAGGCCAAGGUUGAAACGGAAGUGAUGGACGAUAUUGAGGAAUUCGAAGAUGAUUGUAUUACUGUUGCAUCUCCCGACCCCGCAGAACUGGCUCCCCGGAGAACUUCCCAGCGCACGUCAAAGAGCCCUGCUACCAAGAGCCCUGCUACCAAGAGCCCUGCUGUCAAGAGCCCUGCUGUCAAGAGCCCUGCUGUCAAGAGCCCUGCUGUCAAGAGCCCUGCUAUCAAGAGCCAAAUCACGAUACCAGAAACCAGCCGCAAACGAUCGCUCCGUCGUUCCGCAUCAACGCUCAGCCAGGUGGAAUCCGUCAACGACGACGAGAUUCUCGACGAUACGCCCGUAGCUAAACGGACACGCACAAGCAAAGACCAGGAUGCCAGUGGCGCUAGGUCGACGUCGCGCCUAAGUCACGUCCAAGUCACACCCAGGAUAUCUCAAUCCUCACCUUCAUCUGUACCCGAGACCGAAAUUUCCAAGGACAACAGCUCCAUUCCAUCACAGCAACGGGACCAAACACCGCCAGCGAAGACCGAACAUCUCGACGUGGCCGCAUCGCAACCAUCCCAGGCAGAGUCAGCCACCCCCAGCCAGUCCUUCACUUCGCGCGUCAUCAGCACGCCCCGAAGCAUCAUGGCCCGCGUCAGGAAGAUGAUCGUGGACUGCAAAGACCUCGUCCUAGGCAGAGAGGAAGAACGCGAGAUGGACGACCUGCUCUUCGACCUUCGCACGCAUGUUCAUGCCGCAGGGGCACGGGGCAGAGUCGACUAAAGGAAGGAAGGAAAUGGGGCUUGCCACUGCCGAAAACACAUUCGUUAGUACCCAGGAACACAUUCCUCUUACGAGCGAAGCAAUGUCUACCGUACUUAGACGCUGAACAAUAAGUGCUGUAGCGUGGCGUGGCGUGUGCUGGACUUAAGGUUUAGGACGUAUUAUACUGUCUGUAUGUAUACGUGCGUCUGUUUAUCAUUUAUGUAUGUAGAUUAGUAGAUAGAUGAAAUACCC